Entrophospora sp. SA101 is the source of this 329-nucleotide messenger RNA. Lineage: Eukaryota; Fungi; Glomeromycota; Glomeromycetes; Entrophosporales; Entrophosporaceae. The record is from the annotation of a GenBank genome assembly.
CAAAUGUUCCUACAGUAAUAAAUCCAGAUGAUGUAAUUAUAGAAGUCGGACCAACUAAUAAGAUUGUUUAUAUAUCAGUGUCUUUGUCCAGAGAUGUAGGUGAUGGUAUCCUAAUUAUCUCUGCUUGCGGAUUAAAAUUUUCAUUUGAUUCUUGUCCCAUAACCUGUGCUGAAUUUAUCGUUCCUGAUUCAAGACUUUCAAAGAGCCAUUUACUUGGUGACAUUGGUGUUGACCCUGGUAUAAUGUUGCACAAGUUUGUUACUACAGCACUAGUCAAAGCGCAUGAGUAUUUUGUGACAUUAUCAAACUUGAUGAAGGAUGUAGCUUAA